UGACAACACCCAGGCAGAUGUCAAGUGUCAAACCUUACAGACUUCCUAGUCAGCCAACCAAUUCAACAUAUAUUUCGUACCAUACGGAGCUCUCUCUUCUGAAUAUAUUUCUUAGCAAUGGAUCUCUCUGAACUGGAAACCCAAUACAAUUGGCGCAGGUCCGCUUUUGGCAUGCGCGAAGAAUCUUUCGAGAGGCCAUGGAAAUACUACUUCAACGGUCCUACCGAUCCUGUCCAGCUCUUCCAGUGGAUAUUAUCCUUGGAUCUGCCCAUGUUGGAGGACGAGACACCGCCCCCGAGUUUCUAUUACGAUUUGGUGGAGACGAAGGGCAUUAAACUGGACCGAAGUGUUUACAGCGGAAAGCUUCUCGUAACCCUCGGUAGUCAGACAGUACAGCCAGAAGAACCGAGGCAGGAACUCCCGAAUCCGAUACCGUUGACAGCUGAGGACUUGGAGCCGUCAACAUCUCGGGGCAUUAAGCCAUUAACAUCUGGCGCAAUUGAAGAUAAAGUACCAUCACCUUCUGCAGAUAUGAAAUCAGAACAACUAAAUUCUGCAGAACCAUACCUUCACGAUGAUACAAUGUCAUCUUAUUCCGGAGACACCAUACUACCAUCGCCCAGAGAUAUAAAGCCCCCAAUGUUGGUGGAAAUGGGAACUGGUCCCGACGAGGCAUACCAGCCCAAGUUGACGGAAAUCGGAACUUGUACCGAUGAGGCAAAGCUGCCCGAGUUAGUGGAAACGGCAUCUGGUUCCGAUACAGUUGCGACAGAGGAUUUAACACCGCCAGCUGAGGAGCAAUAUCCACCGAACCAUCUAUCGAUGGGCUACUUCAUUAAGACGGCCGUCCUGACGAUUUCCGUGCUGCACACCCUAUAUGUACUGUGCAAGAUCGCCUUCGGGCCAUCCAUUGCCUAUGGCUGGGAAACCUGGAUUGCUCCGCCGCCCAUCGAGGAGAAACCCCUAUCCUUUCCCGCCAGCAUUUGGCAACUUGUGCUCGACAAACUGACGGAUCUGCGUAAUCUAUUCGCCUAACUCCGCUCCUGGGAUCGCAAACAUUGAUAGUUUCGAUCCGAGCGGGCUAUUUAUAAACCCCAUCCAGCUAUUUUUACGCCUCAUCGCGACUCAGCUAUGGUUCCAGUUGCAGUUACAAUUCCAUUCGAUUUCUUCGCCACCGACAUCCAUCCACUGUCUAUUUUGUUGUUGUACCCGUUCUUGGCGACGCCGGAGAUUACGAGAAACACGAAGUUCCCGAAUAUUCGGAAUGCUGUUGUUGUGUACCCAAGAAUAAGCGAUAAGCCUCGAAACCUACACGAAUCUCGGUCAAUAGCUCACCGAUCAGAUCAGAUCUAUAGCCAAAUAAAUACCAAGCUGAGUCCCCGAUUUUAAA
This is a messenger RNA of Drosophila subpulchrella, 1390 nucleotides long. RefSeq lists its product as uncharacterized. Lineage: Eukaryota; Metazoa; Arthropoda; Insecta; Diptera; Drosophilidae. The record is from RefSeq and is a predicted model, not a curated record. The transcript has 2 exons. The coding region runs from base 118 to 1035 and encodes 305 amino acids.